AUGUCAAUCACAUCCCGCGGCAGUGCUCAGAGUGCAGAGGGUCAAAGACUGAGGGCAAGUAGAGAAGAGUUGAAACUUGGUGUUUUUGUAUUAUAG
This is a messenger RNA of Sclerotinia sclerotiorum 1980 UF-70, 96 nucleotides long. RefSeq lists its product with no specific name. Lineage: Eukaryota; Fungi; Ascomycota; Leotiomycetes; Helotiales; Sclerotiniaceae. The record is from RefSeq and is a predicted model, not a curated record. The transcript has a single exon. Bases 1 to 96 code for a protein of 31 amino acids.